AUGGUCUCUAAAAGUGGAGAAACUGCAAUAAAAUGCAUUCUUGAAUAAAAAGUAUUACAAACAGUCUUUAGAGUUAAAAAUUUAGAUAAUUUGAGAGGUAUUUUAGACCUUUUAUGUAGUCUUUUCUCAUUAUUAUUAUAUGAAGAUGAAAUGGAAAACAUUUCUAUUGAAGCCUAAAUUAAGUAGUUUUUUAAAUUUUGUGUUAAAGGAAAUUCUUUGGAAGAAAAAAGAGUUGAAUUAGAUUUUUUCUUAAAAAAAUUUUAUUAUUAGUAAUAAUAAUAAGAUGAUAAUUAAAUAAUUUAUUUAGAUGAUAAUAUUGAUGAUUAUGAAUAAGUUGUAGGAGAUUAAUAAGGUGAUAUUGAAGAAGAAGAGGAUGAUGAAGAAGAAGAUGAUGAUUAAUAAUAAUUAUAAAGAAGAGAUGAUGAAGAAGACGAGGAUGAGGAAUAAAAUUAAGUUGACGAUGAAGAUGAAGAAAAUCAAAUAAUUUAUGGAGAUAGUUUAGGAGAUAAUAAUUAAUAGUUUAAUAAUAUGGAAGAAGUUGAAGAAUAAGAUGAUGAAGAAGAUAUUUAAGUAUAAAAUGUUUAAAGAAUGGAAAGUGAUUCUUAUAUUAUAAAUUAAUAGGAAGAAAAUAGUUUAAGGGAAGAAAAUAUGGAAGAAGAAGAAGAGGAAGAACAAAAAGAAUAAGAAGGAAAUAUUAAUAAUUAUGUUGUUUUAGGAAGAAGAAAAUCCUUUAAAUAGUAACAUUCUUUAAAGUAUUGA
Ichthyophthirius multifiliis is the source of this 759-nucleotide messenger RNA. RefSeq lists its product as hypothetical. The record is from RefSeq and is a predicted model, not a curated record. NCBI's taxonomy places the organism in Eukaryota, Ciliophora, Oligohymenophorea, Hymenostomatida. The transcript has 3 exons.